This is a messenger RNA of Babesia bigemina, 219 nucleotides long. Its product is annotated as membrane protein, putative. The record is from RefSeq and is a predicted model, not a curated record. The coding region runs from base 1 to 219 and encodes 72 amino acids. The transcript is spliced from 3 exons. Lineage: Eukaryota; Apicomplexa; Aconoidasida; Piroplasmida; Babesiidae.
AUGAACUUCGCCGUCUGCUUCUCGGCCUUCGUGGCGCUUUUCUCCACCUUGUUUGCCGUCCCGGCCAUCACCACUCCUGCUGAGGACAACAAAGGAGCUUUGAAAGAGUUUAUGGUGCUGAAGAACAACGACCGCUUCGUCGCCCGCAGCUACGGUACCUUCUCUCUCCCGAAUGUGUUGCCGCGCAAGCAGGAGGCGGAGCCCGCCAAGGCGACGUGA